Molecule: messenger RNA, 1286 nt
Organism: Cuscuta europaea
Lineage: Eukaryota; Viridiplantae; Streptophyta; Magnoliopsida; Solanales; Convolvulaceae
Source: the annotation of a GenBank genome assembly
ACAAACUCACAUAUUUCAACAGUUUUGUGGGUUUAAUUAAUUAAACACAUUUUCCAUCUACCCUGCCCAUCAUCAUCUCCACUACUACCAGCUAUGAAGAUCUUUAAUUGGAUACAUGGAAAGAUCCAUGGGAAGCAACCCAUCAUCACCACCAGUACCAGCAAACCAUAUCCUAACACAACGGCAUAUAAAGGGCCAAAAGAAGAAUUCAGUGACUGGCCUAAUGGAAUAUUACUAACCAUUGGCACAUUCGGGAGCAAUAAGCAGAAUCAUAAUACUCAUCUCAGCAAAGAUACAGAAGCUUCUCCUCCCGGCGGCGGUGGUGAUAAAGAACGGCAACAAGAACCGCCGCUUACGGUUGAAGAAGUCGGAGAGCUUCAUAAAGAGCUCAAACUACUAAUGCAUAAACAUCCCGUUAGGGAAAGUAAUAAUAACGGCGGCGGCGAUGAGCUGGAACAGUUUUUUGAUUGUCUGGAUGAUGAGGUGGAAGGGGAUGGAAUAAUACGUGACAUCAUUUCAUCCGACGGCCAGGAUUGUUCUGCCUUCCGCAGGUUGUUUGGGAAAGCUCUCCUGGCAGAGAACAGUUACACUACUGCUAUGAGCAGAAAGUCACUCUCUCUUUUCUUCAAGAAGUCCAUUCUCUGCCGCGGCGGAUUCGUGGCUCCUCAUAUUCCCCGUCCUCCUCUUCUCCCCGAAGAUGCAAAAUCGGAGAAGUCGAGAAUGGACAAGAUUCUGAGGUCAAUAUUGCAGAAGAAAAUAUACCCACAGGGGGCUACAAUGCCGAGGUCAUCCCAAAAGAAGUACAAGCUGGAGGAUAACACCUUAUAUUCAUGUGAGAAAUCUGACAGUAAUGAAGAUAGUGAAGAAGAUGAUGUGGAUGAAGGAGUGGGGAAAGGAAGCGGUGAAGCGAACAGCAAAUGGGUUAAAACGGAUUCUGAUUUCAUUGUUCUGGAGUUGUGAGAUUCUCCUCUUCCAUAAUUGGGCAACGUCGGGAGAUCCCAAGAUGAUUACAGGUGGCUGGUGAGGACAUGAUGAUGGAUUAGUUGCAACUUGCAAUUCUUGCAAGCAUAACCGACGACAUGAUACAACAUUUUUCUGAUCGAACUCUGAUACUACUUUGACAUGACUUUUUGCCAUGGCUGAUCUCAUUAUUGUAUACUACUAGUAGCAUAUUGCUCUAAUUUUGAUGUUCCAAUUUCUCUUUUGAUCCUUUCAAUAUUGUUGCUUUUUGGAAAUAACACCACACAAUAAAGUGACAAUUACUUAAUAGAGUACAACUUUGUCCC